Chelonoidis abingdonii (Abingdon island giant tortoise) is the source of this 3310-nucleotide messenger RNA. RefSeq names its product palmitoyltransferase ZDHHC3-like. NCBI's taxonomy places the organism in Eukaryota, Metazoa, Chordata, Testudines, Testudinidae. Gene Ontology annotation, molecular function: palmitoyltransferase activity. The record is from RefSeq and is a predicted model, not a curated record.
CAUGGGGGCGGUGGGGCCGGGCCGCUGCGGGCGGGACCCGUGCGGGGCGCUCUGCCUGCUGCUCACCUACCUGAGCGUGGGCUACGCCGACUACGUCAUCCUCACCCACAUCCUGCUGCAGCCGGGCUUCCGGGGCAGCCUCUGGUGUCCCUUCCAUGCUGUGAUGUUUAACCUCAUUGUCCUUCUGUUGCUGGCUUGUCACACACGAGCUGUCUUUGCUGAUCCAGGCAUGGUCCCACUGCCCGAUACCGCCAUCGACUUCUCUGACCUGCGCAGCAACACACCCCACAAGAGCGAGCGGAGCAAUGAGGACUGGACGGUGUGUAACCGCUGUGAGACGUACCGCCCGCCGCGGGCGCACCAUUGCCGCAUCUGCCACCGCUGCAUCCGCCGCAUGGAUCACCAUUGCCCCUGGAUCAACAACUGCGUUGGCGAGUUAAACCAGAAAUACUUCAUCCAGUUCCUCUUCUACACUGGGCUGGCUAGUCUCUAUGCCAUGGGGCUGGUGUUAACCACAUGGCUGUGGCCGGUGGACAGGAGCUUCCCUGGGAAGAUGGAAGGUGUGGCCGGAGGCAUCUCUAACAACCACAUCCAGAUGGCUCACUGCAUCGUCCUGCUGGUGGAGUCCAUCCUCUUUGGGGUCUUCGUCACCGUCAUCUUCUAUGACCAGGUGGUCUCUAUCAUCACGGACGAGACUCCGAUCGAGCAGCUGCGGAACCGGCUGCUGAAGGAGGCGCGCCGGGAGGUGGCACACACCCGGAAGCCGAAGAUCGCGCUGCUGCGGGAGGUGUUUGGCCGGGGCUUUGUGAUCUGCUGGUUUUUCCCAUGUAACUGCAGCCCCCCAUCAGGCGGGGCCCCUGCCUACAGCUACCUGCCCAACUACGAUGUGUGACCUCCAUGGCACCUCUGCAGAUGCUACCUCUCCAGCCUCGGGGAGGGGACUUGUACUGCCAGUGGCUUUGCAGAACUUGCCACCAAACUGCUCAUUUGGGCCUGCUCACCUGCUCCCUGUUGGCAGCCUGGGGCCAGGGUGUGGCUGCAGCGCCCGGCUCUGCUGGGUCUGCCUUGCCCGGCCCUGUGACUCCUCCUGGGACAUGGUGCUCCCGCGAAGCUGAGAUCCUGAGCUGUGGAGGGGCACUCUCCAGCCCCCUGCACCAGACUCCCUGCAGCGCCUGGCUGCCCAACGAGUCCCGGCGCCCAGGGCAUGGGGAGCGGUCAUUUAGGCAGGGUGGGCCCUCUGCAUGACGUUUCUCCUGGAUCAGUGUUAGUGCGAGGGGGGCUGCCCCCCGAGGCUACAGUCUGACAUUCCCCUCUUGCCACAACUGCAUCUGGAUCCUAGCUCCCUCCCUGGAGCUGGGCACCCUGCCCCUGGCUGCCAGCACCUCAUUGCCCAGGGAUGGAGCCGGUUGUUCUCUGCUCCUGGCCAGGGAGGGAUGGCACCACUUGUACAUAGCCUGUGUGGCAUUACCAGUGUGUUUGGCUCUGGGUGCCUGCUCUGUGUGUGUGUGUGUGUCUGUCUGUCUGCUAAAGCUGAAGUCGCUUGUGCCCAGGCAAAUUAGAGCUCCUGUUCUUGGCCCUGGCAGCAGCCUCUGCUGACUUGGAGCCCCUCCACGCCGUCCCCAGGGGGAUGGUCCGCUCCAUGUUGUGGGAGUGGGGGAGAGGGUGCUGGCACCCCUCACUGGUGGUCCCCUCCAGCCCAGCAGGCAGUGUUACUAUUUAUUAGGUGUAUUACGGUAGCGUCUGGGAGCCCCAGUUGGACCCCUGGUGCCAGGGGCUGUACAAACACAGAACAGAUAGAUGGCCUCUGCCCCAAGGAGCUCGCAGUCUGAGACAGGAGCUGGUGCGACAGGUGAAGGAGGCAGCAACUAGAGCACUGGAUGCGGGGAGCUUGGGUAGGUCAAUUCCCCUUUUGGUGCCUCAGUUUCCUCAUCUGUAAAAUGGGCAUAAUGAUAGCACCUCCCAUUGUAAAGCACGUGGCCAUCUGCUGAUGGGAAUUGCUAGACAAAAGCUAGGUAGUGUGAUGAGGACUGAGGCAGGGCAGUGGGACCAGCAGUGCUCUCCACACACCAUCAACGUAACCCAAGUGUUUUCUGCAGGCAUCACCCCAAAGGGGGUUUGAAGGAGGAUGAAGAGGGUAUGGAUGUGUAUGGGGAGCUCCUCCUCCUCCCCCCAAGCAGGAGGGGCAGCCUGAGGAAUGCACCAAGGAGCUUGCUUGAAAAUGGAGCAAGUGGGCGCUGGAGGCUGGCAGCACAGGCUGAUGAGAGGCGGGAGUGACUCCACAGCGUAUGGGAAUCGCCUGGUGGCUGGUAACAGGCUGGGAAGGGAAGAUGAAGAAGGGGGUGCCAGGGAACGUGCCCAGCGCAGCCACGUGACUCCUCUCGAGGGAGCUGGCAUUGCCGUUCCCCAGAGGAUGUUUGUGUUGCAUUGGCUCGUUGGCUGGGGCUGGCCUCCUCCCCUGGGGCUGCCUUGGGCAAGCGAGAGCGGGGUUCUUGGCUGCGGGAUGCCAUGGAGCAAGUGGGGAGCCAGCCAUACACCCAGAGGAGCUAUGCUGUGUGGCAGUGCCCUGGAGCCGCCUCCCUGCUCCCUGGCCGGCAAAGCGGUUCCUGGCUGGCUGUGCCAGGGGCGCCAGAGUCUCUGCUGACUGCAUGCUGCCCUGUGUGUCUGCCCCGGUGUCCUGUGUGCGAGGCCUCCAGCACGGCUACUGCAUCCCAAGGGCCUGGCCGCCCCUCUUCCUGGGGGUCUCUUUGACCCUGGUGUGUGGCAUACAGGGGUGCCAGGGAGUGGGUGCCCUGCUGCCCUGGCAAUUGCUGGCGUUCCUGCUGCUGCCCCUGAGUGACGGCUCUGCCCAUGGCCCUGUGGGUGGUGAGGCUUUUCCAGGGGCUGCUCGUCUGCCCUGCUGCCUCGGUUUCCACUCCGGGCUCCCCUGUCCAGUGGCACAGGCUGGGCCAGGGCAGGGGGCUAGGUCCCUGCCGAGGGAAGGAAGGUCCCUGGCAAGAUGUAGGCAAGCCAGCCUGGCACUCAGGUGAGGGCAGGGCCUGUGGUGAAGCAUUGCCCAACUCCUGGCUGCUCCCCCAGGCUGGCCUGGCUUUCCCCAGAGCCUACCUCUUGGUGGGGUGCUGAUGACUCUCCUUGGGCUGGGUGCACUUGGGCACCAUUGCUGGGGGCUUAGUAUGCGGCAAUCUGCACUGGUGUAACUGGCCAGCCCCCUUGUUCCCUCAGCCUGGUGCAUGUUAGUGGGACGCUGCCGGGUUCUGACAGCCCUUUGGUUUGACUUCUGCAAGCUGUGAAUAAACCUUGCCUGGGAACUGCU